UAAACAGAAACUGUAAAAGAGGUCGACUUCCGCUUGCAGCAGCAGCAGGAUUCCACUGACAUCUAAAAUAGGUGAUUGGGAGAAGAUUUCGUUGUUAGCGGCGGCGCAUGCUUAAUAUGGCCGCUUACUCAUGACAUGUGGAGAGAGAGCAUUUAAUUGGAUAUUCAAACUAUGGCAAAAGAUCGAGAUAAAUUCAUUCAAAAUGAGUUACAGAUUGUUGAAAAGGAAUGGUCUCGUAUGGAAGGAUCCCAGUUACACACUUGUCUGGAGGCAUUGGUUGCGAUUACUAUAAAGAAAACUUCAUUCAAGUGUUUGUUAAUGCGUAUGCAAUUUCCUGUCAACUAUCCUCAAGAGGCAGUUAUUAUUGAACUGAGCAGCAAAACUUUGUCAGAUAAACUGCUUGAUGGCCUCCAGAAAGUAUGUGAUGAAGAAAGUAAAAAAUAUUUAAACCAACCCCAGGUGGGGAAUAUGAUAAAUUUUGUAAGUCGCUUCCUGGAUGAAAACAACUUAUGUGUGUGCAGUAGCGAAAUAUCAGAAAUCAAACGCAACAUGCUUGAGGAAUGUGAUGAAAUUAAACUUCGGCAAAAAGCUUCCCAAAUUAUCAUUAAAGCUCAUCAAGAGAAUUACUUUCUUCAUUUCAAAGUUUCUGUCCCAAUAGACUAUCCUAAAACUCAGGUUGGCGUAGACUUUGUGGAAUAUAAUUUUCCUGAACUCCUAAAAAUAAAUUUUUUGGCUCAAGCAAAUGAAUAUGCUCGGCAGUGUGUACAGCCACCCCUCCGGAAGAAACCAAAUGAUCCCCCUUUCCAAGCAAAACCGUCCUUAUUACCUAUAUGUAAAUUCCUUAUUGUUGACUGUGUGAAAAACUAUCCCUUACAAAAGUGUCCUAUUUGCUGUGAAUAUGUUCUUCCAAAAGGUCCAGUUAAAGAAUGUACGAGAGAUAAACAAGUUGAGCGUGUUUAUUGUGGCCAUUUAUAUCAUCAUUCUUGUUUGGCAACUUAUAUGAAAACACCUCCAUUUAUAGGUGGGAAAAAAUGCCCCGCAUGCAACCAAAGAAUUUUUCAUGAAAAGUGGAAAAUCACUCCAGAGUUGGCUGAAGCUCGUUGGGCUCAUAAACAAGCUAGAGAACGUGAACUAGAUGAAGUAAAAGAUUUCAUGGCUUGACUGGUUGCUGUUGUUCAUUUUCGAGAAAGAUCUCAUAUUUUAAUACAAAAUCUUGUCUGUAUGCAUGUGGGAGUGUAUGUUUGUGUGUCUGUGUGCAUGCGCAUAUCCAUUCCAUUCAGCUCACAUCAGUCAAAAGCUUUAUUUAAUUUACUUCCAGCCUUCUAUAAAAAAAAAAAAAAAAGAAAUGAAAUUUUCCCUUCUCAAACUUGUUUUUUCAUCCUGUGGAAUUUAUAAUCAAACGAAAUUUUCAAUUAAAUAUCUGUUGAUCACUGUUACAUAUUCUUAAAUAAUGUUUUCUCUCAUUUAUUUUAACCUGUUUUAAAUUACCUGAAAUUUUAUUCCAAUGGAAAAAAUAUUACUGUAAGCUUUUGAUAAGCUGAAUGUUUUGAAGGAUUGGUUUAGAAGAGGAUUUCCUACUUUUUGAAUGUUAUAAAGAACUUUAGCAUUGAAUAAUGAAAUAUCAGCAAUCAUGCUACCUCAUUUAAGUAAAAAUAAAAGAAAAACACCAUGUUUGUUUCUAUGAGGUAGUGAUUUCAGUGAUUAGUUGUUGUUAUUAGUUAUAAUCCUGAUAUAAAUUUGAAAUCUGGUUGAAAUAUAUAAAGUGUUCUUUGUACAUUUACAAGGCAAAUUUUAAUUGAUGCAGUAUUUUUGCCUUGGAAGUAUAUUCUUAUAAAAAGUCAUAAUUAAAUAUAGGAAAUGCGAUGGAGUACAAAGAAUUUGUAGCAAAAAGUGGACAAGAUAAAAUAGCAGAUAUUAAAGAGUAAUGACUAAGAAAGCUCCAAUACUAGCUUCGUCCAGCUCAUGCUAGCAUGGGGAGUUAGAUGAACAACUAUACUGAAAUUCUUUUCAGUAUAGUUGUAAGUUAGAGGAAAUCCCAUCAAUUACGUUAUAAUUAUUUUAUAGAAGUAGUUAUUUCAUUUCUUCCAAUGUUUGGCAAUUCCAUUAUGAUAAUGUAUAUUGUGGUUAUAAUUAAGCCUUAAACAGUUUUCUUUUUAAUUUACUUAAAAAUGCAAGCAUUCAGAUUUGCGAAAUUUAUCACACCAGUGCUAGCAUGGAAACAUGAACUCAGAAUAAAAUUGCUACAACACUAUACUUACUGGCAUACUUCAAAGUAAUUUAAGAAAGUGGUUAGAACAUGAUAUAACUUACAUGACUUUGGGUGGAUGAAAGAUGGCAAAAAUGGAAUAAAUGAAUAAACAAGGAGAUAAAAAAAAAAGAAGCAAAAUGUUAUAUUUGAUGUUACUCAUCAAAUAUACAAUUCUUAUGAAAUGUUUAGAAAGAAAUUAGGAAUUAGUCUAAAAGCAAAGUAAGUUUUGAAACUUCAAUAAUUUCGAUUCCACUCAUGUUUUUAUAUAAUUUUCUGUACAGUUAGUGAAUUGACACAGAUUAUCGUGUUUCAUCUGUGUACUUCAGUUAAAAUCAUGCAUCACUUAAAAAAAACAAUGCCUUAUUUCUUAGCUUUUUAGUAUUUAUAAAUUGAUACUGUGCCUUUUGCAAUAUAUUCAUAGUUAAUAUAAAAAUUUUAUAUAAAUUAGUACUUUUCUAGAAAUCAAAUUCACUGCCAAAUGUUUAGUAAAAGUGUUGGUUAAUCAAUUCUUAAAAUAUAAAUUUCUCUAGAGCUGGUUUUCUUCUCAUUUUCUCAGUUGAUCUGUAAGUACACUAGUUCAGAUUGGGUUUGUUUUUAAUAUAGUCAAUAAGUUACCCUUUUUUUAAUUGAAACUUUUGAAAUGUUAGCUGGAUGGAAUCUUUUUGUCUAAUCCUAAACUGUGGGGGAUAAGGGAUGCAAGCGCUGUAAAAUAGACUGCUUUAUGCUUAAACAAAGUUUUGUCUAAAAAAAAAAAAAAGAAAAAGCAAAAAAUGGUUAUAAAAAAGGUAUUUUCAUUCAUUAUCCCAAAAUAAAAAUGUUAUAUUUUUAAAUACUCAUUUUAUUUAUUAAAAUUUCAAGUAUUUUGAUAGAUAAUUUGUCUUGCUCUUUUUUCACUUCAUAUCACAUUCCGUAAAUUCCCUUGUUGACUAUAUCAUGUGUGUAUUUGUUUAUAGACUACCUCCCUUUAUUAAUUCAUUCAGUGUUAAGUCUUACUGAUGGGUAUUUGUUUUAUUCCAUUCAGAUUGUGAUUUUGUUGUUUUUGUUCAUUACAAUUUUAAUUUUGAUCUUGUUAAAAAAUACAAUGUUCAUUGUUUAUGUAGUCUUUCAAAGUGAUAUGUAAUUUUUCGUCGUAUUUAUUGUUCAGCUUACCUCAAAAGUAAGAAAAAAAUUACCAGUUACCUUAUGAAUUAAUCUAAUUAUUAGUCCUCCAUUGUAGAAAAGAGAUAUAGUGUUUGGUCUUUUAUGGCAAAUAUAUUUUGAUCAUUAAGCAUUCUAGAUAAAGCUCCUUAUUUGUUGUGUGCUUGCCUCUCUGCCUAUAUUGGUGACUAGUAUCUAAUUUAAUGAAGAUUGUAUUGUACAUUAUCUCUAUCUUGGAAAGAUAUGACAUUCAGUGUAUAACAGAUUUUCUUUUCUUAUUGUUUUUAUUCUAUCCUUUAUCUGUGGUUAAAAUCUUGAGAUAUAUCAACUAACAUAACUAGGAGCUGUAUAUUAAAAUCAUGUUGAAAAUUUGCACUAUCUUUAUUGAAUAAUCGUUUUGAUAAGAAUCUUGGUUUGUAAAUUGGAAUAAUUUUAUUAUCAUUAUUAGUCAGCAAGCAGUGAGAUAGCAUUUAUAAUGAACUUGAUUGAGCAAACUUUAUAUUAGUUUUUCCUGUUACUAUAUUUAUCAUGUGGGUAAGAUAUUAAGGUUUUAAGAAUUGAUGAUUUAUAAAAUGCAUGUGUAUUUGGUCUGCUGAAGAUGUUUAGUAACUUGAUAUUAUAUCUAGAUAUUUGUGUUAACUUUUAAUCAUGCUCUGCCAAUCAAAUUUCAAUAAGUAAAUUGAUAUCAAUAAAACAUUAUUGUGACAAUUGUUAUUAGUUAAGUUUCUGGAAUUUUGUUUUAUAUCCAUUUUUAUGGAUAAAAAUAAAAAUUAUUCACAUGUUAAGGAAGAGGACUAGUAGUUCUUUUUUGUUGCUGGUAUUAGAUAUUUUCAAUUUUUUUCUGUUGUUGAUGGAUUUAUUCUUUUAAAUUAUCUGAACUAAAACAAGUCUUUAAUUUUGUCCUUCAUUUAAGAGAGCAUGAAAAAAUUUAGAGUAUGCCAAGGGAGAAACAAUCAUUCAUUAAUGUAAAAUGAAAUCAAUGUUCUUUUAAAAGUGUACUAAUAAAAUCAGACAUAAUGAUUAAAGUUGAUUAAAAUGAGUUCAGUAUAACUUGAUUGGCAAUGAGGACAAAAAUCUUGUCAUUGAGUCCUUAAUUGGUUAUGUAAAGUUGAGUUCCUGUGUGCCAUGUAGGGAUGAGAAAUUUUCCAAUUAUUUUCUUGCAGUAUUAUUGUUAUAUAUAUGGGG
Messenger RNA from Octopus sinensis (East Asian common octopus), 4570 nucleotides. RefSeq lists its product as uncharacterized. The record is from RefSeq and is a predicted model, not a curated record. NCBI's taxonomy places the organism in Eukaryota, Metazoa, Mollusca, Cephalopoda, Octopoda, Octopodidae. Bases 172 to 1161 code for a protein of 329 amino acids. The transcript has 8 exons. Gene Ontology annotation, molecular function: protein binding; metal ion binding.